AUGUUGAAUGCACAUGACCUUGUACUUUCCUUAGGCCUGAUUCUUCCCAAUGGCGACAUCAACUGGAACUGCCCAUGCCUGGGAGGCAUGGCUACCGGCCCUUGUGGACCACAGUUUCGGGAAGCCUUUUCCUGCUUCCACUACAGCACAUCUGAGACCAAAGGAAGCGAGUGCUUUAACCACUUCAAGGCCAUGCAGGAAUGCAUGUCUCAGUAUCCGACCCUGUACCCUGCUGAUGAUGAUGACGAUGAACAGGCACCGCAUAAAGCUGACCCUGGCAAGGAGGAGGUCGCUGCAUUAGGAUAUGCGCUAUCCAAGACAAGUGCUGUGACAGAAAAGGAGCCACCGAAACAGGACAAGAGAGUUGCUAGCCAGUGA
This is a messenger RNA of Dermacentor silvarum, 378 nucleotides long. RefSeq names its product mitochondrial intermembrane space import and assembly protein 40-B-like. The record is from RefSeq and is a predicted model, not a curated record. Gene Ontology annotation, cellular component: mitochondrial intermembrane space. Gene Ontology annotation, molecular function: protein-disulfide reductase activity. The transcript has a single exon. Bases 1 to 378 code for a protein of 125 amino acids. Gene Ontology annotation, biological process: protein import into mitochondrial intermembrane space. NCBI's taxonomy places the organism in Eukaryota, Metazoa, Arthropoda, Arachnida, Ixodida, Ixodidae.